Erigeron canadensis is the source of this 1617-nucleotide messenger RNA. RefSeq names its product F-box/LRR-repeat protein At1g67190-like. Gene Ontology annotation, molecular function: protein binding. Bases 319 to 1593 code for a protein of 424 amino acids. The transcript has a single exon. NCBI's taxonomy places the organism in Eukaryota, Viridiplantae, Streptophyta, Magnoliopsida, Asterales, Asteraceae. The record is from RefSeq and is a predicted model, not a curated record.
ACCAUUGAUCCCUGAUAAUCCACAUCGGUCGCACCAUUUGACCUCCUGGUUAGCCCAACGACCAAUCUCCAGCCUCACCACGGGGCCCACCCACAUUUUCCGAUCACCGGUACCUCAUUCCCACGCAAUUUUUUGCUUAAUCUUGAAUCACAUGUGCCUACGUUUUCCAAUGUUUAUCUCUAAUUUCUUUAUGAUCACCAUUUUCUUGAGAUGGGUAAAAAAAAUUAUCCAAAAAGAUUGCAUCUUUAUUACAAUUUGUAGAUAAUUUGUACCUUUGUUUUUGAUAUAUUCCAUUUUUAGAAUUAGGGUUUGAUAAAGAUGAUGGAUCUUGUUCCUGUUGAGGUAAUUGGCAACAUAUUGUCCCAUCUUGGGGCUGCAAGAGAUGUUGUUAUUGCUUCAACCACAUGUAAGAAAUGGAGACAAGCUUGUCACAUACAUCUUCGUAUGCUUUCUUUUAAUUCCGAUGACUGGCCUGUUUUUCGUGAUCUUACUACGAGUAGGCUAGAGAUACUAAUUACACAAACUAUAUUUCAAACCAAAGGUUUACAAGGUCUCAAGAUAUUAAUGGAUGAUGUUGAUGAGUUUUCAGCAUCUGCUGUUAUUGCUUGGUUAAUGUACACUAGGGAAACGUUACGUUGUUUGUCUUAUAACGUGAGAACCACUCCAAAUGUCAACAUUCUUGACGUGUGUGGACUGCAGAAGCUUGAGAUAUUGGUUUUGGCUCAUAAUUCGAUUACUGAGGUUGAACCCAAUUAUCACAGAUUUCCUUUAUUGAAAUCGCUUUCAUUGAGUCAUGUUAGCAUUUCAUCGUUGGAUCUUAAUUCGUUACUUGAAGCUUGUCCUAUUAUUGAGUUUUUGGGUCUUGUAAGUCCUCAGAUCGACAUCACCGAGUCUCAAGUGACAGUAGAGUUGACUAGUCAAACAUUAAAGCAAGUACAUGUUGAAGCCAUAAGUUUAGACAAGUUUACGCUAGAAGCAGAUAAUCUUGAGAAAUUGCAUUUAAAGGAUUGUGCACUUGAGCAUUUUGAGCUUAGUGGGCAGGGCACUUUGAAGCAUUUCAAAAUGGAUGAUGUUAGUAUUCUACAUCUCGAUAUCAUCAAGCCUUUUGAUGAUCUUGAAGUUAUUGACGUUAGUAAUUUCACAAUAAUUUGGUCAAAGUUCUAUCAGAUAAUCUCUAAAUCUUCAAAAUUGAAAAGGCUUCGUCUCUGGAAUGUGGUGAUAGAUGAUGAUGUUGAGUUUGUUGAUUUGGAUUUGAUUGCUUUAUGUUUCCAGGAUUUAAGAUAUCUUGCAUUGAGUUAUGACUCACGAGGUGAGUUAAAAGAGGGGGUCCUUCAUCACAGUUUGCAUGGUUUGUCUUUAAUGGAUAAUGUGACUGUGUUGGAUCUAGGAUGGACAGUGCUUGAUGAACAUUUUGCGGAUUGGGUCGCAUGUCUUUUAAAAAGAUGUCCGAACCUUAAGAAGUUGAUCAUUCAUGGGGUUGUUUCAGAGUCUAAAACACAUAUGGAAUGCCAUAUGUUGGCUAGUUUUACUUCAUCAAUUGUUGAACUUAUGAGAAAAUACAUUCACAUCGAUGUUCAGUUUGUGUAUGAAUAAUAAAAUUUUAAAGAUUACUUUCAA